AUGGGAAAAGCACUGUCAUACAUACCCCCGUCGCUGAAGGGAGAUAAGGUGGUGGUUCAACUAGAGGAGGCAGAUAUAGUCGAACAAGAGGCCUAUUGGAGUACUGCGCUGAUUGGAUUCUCUAUCAUGAUGAUGGAUAUUAUAUCUUCAAAUUUUGCGAUGAUAUCUGAUAGAGAUUUAGUGAUGCAAUCAGGGCCAUAUACAUACCGGAAUAGGCCAGUAAUUUUGCGGAAUUGGGAGAUCGAUUUUGAAUUUAACCCAGAAUGUCUUAAUAAAGUUCUCCUAUGGAUAAAAUUCCCUAGCCUUCCUCUGGGAUACUGGUCAGCUGAGGCAUUGAGUAAAUUGGCGAGUGUGGUGGGUAGACCCAUGUAUAUAGACAAAUACACUGCAGCUAUGGAGAGAAUAUCUUACGCAAGAGUGCUGGUUGAGACUGAUAUUAGUCAUCCUCUGCCUGAUCGGGUAGAAAUAAGCACUCUAUCUGGUAUUAUACAGCAAAACUUAACCUAUGACUGGGUGCCCAAAUUUUGUGUGGACUGUAACCUAUUUGGGCAUAAUAGUGAUGAAUGCCAAAAGAAGCAGAAGGUUGAGACUGAGGAACCUCAAGCACCACACCCAUAA
Messenger RNA from Capsicum annuum, 618 nucleotides. RefSeq lists its product as uncharacterized. The transcript is spliced from 2 exons. The coding region runs from base 1 to 618 and encodes 205 amino acids. Lineage: Eukaryota; Viridiplantae; Streptophyta; Magnoliopsida; Solanales; Solanaceae. The record is from RefSeq and is a predicted model, not a curated record.